CCACUCGCAGCAGCAGUGCCACUACCAGCGCACACCAAUCCAGCUGAUUUUGAGCACGAGCAGCUCUUGCCCAACAGCCACCGUCGUCGGCUACUGUCAUCCAUGGCCAUGAGGAACGCGACGCAGCAGGUGGUCCGGGCCUUGGAGCCGUCCCUCACCAGGAGCCUUCAUGCGUCCCCGGACAGCAAGAAGAUCGUGGGCGUGUUCUACAAGGGCGGCGAGUACGCGGGGCAGAACCCCAACUUCGUGGGGUGUGUGGAGAACGCGCUGGGCAUCCGUAGCUGGCUCGAGUCGCAGGGCCACCAGUACAUCGUCACCGACGACAAGGACGGCCCCAACUGCGAGCUAGAGAAGCACAUCGCGGACGCGCACGUGCUCAUCACCACGCCGUUCCACCCGGCGUACGUGAGCGCGGACCGGAUCAGGCGCGGCAAGAACCUGGAGCUGCUCCUCACGGCGGGGAUCGGCUCCGACCACAUCGAGCUGCCGGCGGCGGCGGCCGCGGGGCUGACCGUCGCCGAGGUCACGGGCAGCAACACCGUGUCGGUGGCGGAGGACCAGCUGAUGCGCAUCCUGGUCCUCAUGCGCAACUUCCUGCCGGGCCACCACCAAGCCAUCAACGGGGAGUGGGACCUCGCCGGCAUCGCGCACCGGGCCUACGACCUGGAGGGCAAGACGGUGGGCACCGUCGGCGCCGGCCGCAUCGGGAAGCUGCUGCUCCAGCGCCUCAAGCCAUUCGGCUGCAACCUGCUCUACCACGACAGGCUCCGCGUCGACGCCGCGCUGGAGAAGGAGCUCGGCGCCGCCUUCGAGGAGGACCUCGACGCCAUGCUGCCCAAGUGCGACGUCGUCGUGCUCAACAUGCCGCUCACCGAGAAGACAAAGGGCAUGUUCAACAAGGAGAAGAUCGCCAAGAUGAAGAAAGGCGUCAUCAUCGUGAACAACGCUCGUGGAGCGAUCAUGGAUACGCAGGCAGUGGCAGACGCUUGCAAGAGUAGGCACAUCGCUGGAUACGGCGGCGACGUGUGGUACCCGCAGCCGGCGCCCAAGGAGCACCCGUGGAGGUACAUGCCCAACAACGCAAUGACCCCGCACAUCUCCGGCACCACCAUUGACGGCCAGCUGAGGUACGCGGCCGGUGUGAAGGACAUGCUGGAGAGGUACUUCAAGGGACAGGACUUCCCGGAGCCCAACUACAUUGUCAAGGAAGGCAAGCUCGCCAGCCAGUACCAGUGAGCGUCCAUCCAUGGAGCCGCAGCUGCACGCCUGCAUCAGCAUGCCGGUUACCAGAAACUAAAUAAAAGAUGCUUGGCCGUUGCAAUGGCCAUCACCCAUAAAUAUAUCUAUACCUAAAUAAAAUGGAACAAAAACUGGUUGCUUUCAUUUGCUAUCAGCUUCCUUUGCUGUAUUUUUCUCGUACACUGUCCUUCGCUGUAUUUCGUUUGAACUAUAAUAAAGUCAAAGUGUUGUGCAAAGGUUG
This is a messenger RNA of Triticum dicoccoides, 1480 nucleotides long. RefSeq names its product formate dehydrogenase 2, mitochondrial-like. Bases 103 to 1236 code for a protein of 377 amino acids. Gene Ontology annotation, molecular function: formate dehydrogenase (NAD+) activity; oxidoreductase activity, acting on the CH-OH group of donors, NAD or NADP as acceptor; NAD binding. The transcript is spliced from 6 exons. NCBI's taxonomy places the organism in Eukaryota, Viridiplantae, Streptophyta, Magnoliopsida, Poales, Poaceae. The record is from RefSeq and is a predicted model, not a curated record. Gene Ontology annotation, cellular component: mitochondrion; chloroplast.